GCUUUAUGAGCCUGCAGGCAAAGAGUGAUCAUUUGCCUCUCAAGCAGCCUCUGGUCAUCUAUCUGCCUUUGAGCCAUCAAGAUGCCGAUGUCUUCUCUUCCAGCAGCUAUUUUGUCUCACAUGACAGCUAUUAACAAUGUGCCUCCUCCUCCACUUCACAGUAUACCAAACUUGAAAAAGUCUAAGCACAUUAAUUAUGGCCAGUUGAAUGCAUUAUGCCACAUUAGAGGACAACACAGCCGGAGUAUGAGCAAUAUCUUAUCAGCUCACGAUACAUUUAUGAAGCAAUAUCCUAAAGUAUUCCUGCACCAAAAACCCAGACUUCCUAAACUUUUCAAACAGGAGGAACAAAGGGAACUCAAUGAAGGCAAAGAGGAAAGUCAACAUCAACAACCUGAUGAUUCUAACAAUAUAGCUGUCCAUGUUCAGAGAGCACAUGGUGGCCAUAUUUUAUAUAGACCAAAAAGAGCCACAGAGAAAUUUGAAGAAUUCCUAGCUAUCUUAAAGAAAUUGCCCAUUCACAGGACGCCAUAUGAACACAAAACUGUGUGGAAGUUCCUGAAAACAAUUCCAGAUUUAACCUUUCAGCUAAAUGAUAAGCAUCUGAAAACACUUAGUAAGACUGUCUUUUCCGAAACCUGGUUGAAAGGCAGCACAGUGGUUGCAAAUGAUGGAUUUUAUGUAAUACUGAAAGGCCUAGCUCGACCUCAAACAAACGUGUAUAAAAAUCUGAUUGAAGGAAGUGAUUCACCAGACUCGUUCAUAUCUCAGAGUUUCCACAGCUUCAUUUGGAGUGAAGAAUUCAAAAACUCUACACUUGCUGAGAUGUACCUACCUUCAUAUGACUCAAUGCUUAGCAAAUGGAGUACCUUUGGGACUCUGGAAGUUAUGCCUCAGAAUGAAUCGGAAACACAGAUGUUCUCGGUGGUGACAGAAGACGAUUGUGAAAUUCUUAAAAUCCCAGCAAAGGGAUAUGCAAAGAUAAAGGAGGAAAAAAUAAAACUUGAAAAUAUGCAAAAGUUGAAAUUAAUCCGUAUGUGUCCUUAUUAUGAGGAAUGGCCUACUUUAUCCAUAUAUGAGCUAAUUGCACUCCUUAAAUGGAAAAAAUUUCCUCCAGGUCAUGUGAUAGUGGAAAGUGGAAAUAUAAUUUCUUUUGUGGGUUAUAUUAACUCUGGAUGCUGUAACAUUUAUAGAAGUAUUAUAGGAUUUGUGAAACUACGAUCAAAUAAAGUGAAAAGAUCUCAAAAACUUGUUUAUAUGGGGAAACUUAAGGAGAAGGAGUCCUUUGGUGAGAUUAGCGUCCUUCUUCAAGUUCCUUUCACGUGCACAAUCAUUACCAAAAAAGAAGUUGAGAUGGCAAUCAUUGAAGAUAAGGACCUAUUUGUGGCCUAGAUCUAGAAACAACCUCAGUGAACAUUAAUUAAGAAAGUAUUGACUAAAUAAUGGAAUAAUUGCAUUCUGGAAUACUAUCAAACUACCAGCAAUGAAUUUGGUCUAUUGUGACUACAUAUCCUGGAUUCCCCAGGAAAGUCCCACUUUCGAAUUGCCUUUCAAACACAGUUUUUAUUAGCAGUCUUUCUUGGUUUGGAUACUAAAAUAAAUAUAGUUAUCAUUGCUUGAUUUA
This is a messenger RNA of Homo sapiens (human), 1624 nucleotides long. It is a transcript of the gene CNBD1, whose product is annotated as cyclic nucleotide binding domain containing 1. The record is from RefSeq and is marked validated. The transcript is spliced from 11 exons. Bases 82 to 1392 code for a protein of 436 amino acids. NCBI's taxonomy places the organism in Eukaryota, Metazoa, Chordata, Mammalia, Primates, Hominidae.